GUCUAACACUAUCCCCGCCCCAAUACGGAAGCGGCGGGGUGCUCGGGACCCUACAGCGGGUGGGUCCAGGCCAUGGGGCAGCCCAGGGCUGUGGGGAGCGCGGACGGGCCGCCCACGCGGCUGCCCCUCGUGCUCACCGCGCUGUGGGCGACGGCGGUGGGUCUGGAGCUGGCCUACGUGCUUGUGCUGGGUCCUGGGCCGCCCCCGCUGGGACCCCUGGCCCGGGCCUUCCAGCUGGUGCUGGCCGCCUUCCAGCUGCUUAACCUGCUGGGCAACGUGGGGCUCUUCCUGUGUUCGGAUCCCAGCAUCCGGGGCGUGAUGCUGGCCGGCCACGGUCUAGGCCAGGGCUGGGCUUACUGCUACCAGUGCCAGAGCCAGGUGCCGCCACGUAGCGGACAUUGCUCUGCCUGCCGCGUCUGCAUCCUGCGUCGGGAUCACCAUUGCCGCCUGCUGGGCCGCUGCGUGGGCUUUCACAACUACCGGCCCUUCCUGUGCCUGCUGCUUCAUGGCGCGGGCGUCCUGCUUCACGUCUCUGUGCUGCUGGGCCCUGCCCUGGCAGCUCUGCUGCAAGCCCACACGCCCCUCCACACCGCUGCCCUCCUCCUGCUGCCCUGGCUCAUGCUGCUCACAGGCAGAGUGUCUCUGGCGCAGUUCGCGCUGGCCUUCGUGACCGACACGUGUGUGGCGGGUGCCCUGUUCUGCGGGGCUGGGCUGCUCUUCCAUGGGAUGCUGCUGCUUCGGGGCCAGACCACCUGGGAAUGGGCGCGGGGCCAGCACCUUUAUGACCUGGGUCCUUGCCAUAACCUGCAGGCAGCCCUGGGUCCCCGCUGGAUCCUUGUCUGGCUCUGGCCCUUUCUGGCCUCCCCGUUGCCUGGGGACGGGAUCACCUUCCAGACCACAGCUGAUGUGGGACUGGUGGCUUCCUGACUCCAGGAAGAGCCAGAGCUGUAGAGGGAGGGAGGAGGGGUGAAGGGGCUCAUAAUUCAUUUCAGGCCCACCCCCGGCCUCAGGAGGAGAGGCAGGUUGGUACUUAAUGUCUGCUUUCGGCAACUCCAGCCCCAUCCUUGGCCUUGCCCCUGCCCAGCUUGGACUCAGUCUCCAGGGCGUGGGCCCUGUGAGUCUGCCUCUGUCAGUGGCCCCCGAGUGCAGUGGAGGGUCUGGCAAGGGGCUGCUUGGCCAACCCAGCUGCCCCUUUGCCAGAUUAAUAAAGCGCCCACUUGGUUCUUGGAUUCCCUCCAGCUUUGUGGGUUUCUGGUCCCUCACUGUUGCCCAGCUGCUGUUUCAGGUUCCUCUGAUUGUCACGUCUGGGAACCACUGACCACCUGAGGAGCCAGGGCUCUGCCUCUGUGGCCGCGGUGGGAUGGGGUGGGAGACCAGUGGCCACGGUGGCAUGUACUGAUCCGGGGCAUGAGCAUCUAAAAUUCUGUUUUUCUUCUUCACCCAAGAAUAUUUUCCCAUUGAUUUUUAGAGAGUGGGAGACAGAGAAACAUCGAUGUGAGAGAGACAUAUCGAUCGGUUGCCUCCUGCACGAGCCCCAACUAGGG
Myotis myotis is the source of this 1544-nucleotide messenger RNA. RefSeq names its product zinc finger DHHC-type containing 24 (gene ZDHHC24). Gene Ontology annotation, cellular component: endoplasmic reticulum; Golgi apparatus. Lineage: Eukaryota; Metazoa; Chordata; Mammalia; Chiroptera; Vespertilionidae. Gene Ontology annotation, biological process: protein targeting to membrane; peptidyl-L-cysteine S-palmitoylation. The transcript has 3 exons. Bases 73 to 927 code for a protein of 284 amino acids. Gene Ontology annotation, molecular function: protein-cysteine S-palmitoyltransferase activity. The record is from RefSeq and is a predicted model, not a curated record.